UACAUAAAAGCAGCUGUGAGAGGAAGGAUGUUGACACACUGGACAGCAACUGGAGGCCAAGCCAAUUACUGUAAGACAGCUCGCCAACACAUCCCACUGCAAGCCAAAACAACACAAUGGCAGACGCUAGCUUCAAGGCAGAGUUCCUUCGCACCCACAAUGAGCUGCGCGCUAAGCACGGGGCGCCACCCAUGACCAUGAGUGACGAUCUGUGUCAGUCUGCUCAGGCAUGGGCUGACCAUCUUGAGAGCAUCAACAAGAACUCGAGCUGCAUGUCGCUGCAGCACAGUGACACCAAGAACGGAGAGAACCUCUUCUUCUCCUCCAGCUCCGCACCCAUCAAACUCACAGGAAAAGAAGCGGUUGACAACUGGUACAGUGAGAUUAAGGAUUAUAACUUCAGCAACCCUGGUUUUGGAUCCAACACAGGCCACUUCACCCAGGUUGUGUGGAAGGCUUCAACAGAGGUUGGUGUGGGUAUCGCUAUGGUUGGAAAUGCUGUCUUUGUGGUGGGCCAGUACAGUCCUGCAGGCAACAUCAGCAAUGAGGGCUAUUUUGAGAAGAAUGUGCUGCCUUUGGCAUAAACAUGUUGAGGAACAACAUACCUCCCUGUACUCUGCUACAUCAGCUAUACAUUGGAAGACACCAAUGUUGGACAACACUGAACAUUUUGAAGCUAUAGCCUACUCUGCAGACAAAAUAUAUCACUGCUAGGAAGUAUUAAAUACUAUACUACACAAUGAUCAGUGCUGUUCUACUUCAGUAACAGAAUCAUCAAGGAUUAAGUGCUUUGAUGGACUAAAGAUAGCAACAUAAACAUCAAGGACAGGUGCAUUAGAUAUAUCAAAAUGUGAGUGUUUGAGUGUGAGAAAUUGGCGUUGAAUGUUUGUAUUGUAAAAAAAAACCUAUAACAACUGCAAUGAACAGGCACUGAUACACAGUAUGUAAACUAUUUUUCUAUGCCAGUUUUCAGGAUCCACUUUCACUGU
Messenger RNA from Engraulis encrasicolus (European anchovy), 989 nucleotides. Its product is annotated as Golgi-associated plant pathogenesis-related protein 1-like. The transcript has 6 exons. The record is from RefSeq and is a predicted model, not a curated record. NCBI's taxonomy places the organism in Eukaryota, Metazoa, Chordata, Actinopteri, Clupeiformes, Engraulidae. Gene Ontology annotation, cellular component: extracellular region. Bases 117 to 584 code for a protein of 155 amino acids.